CCCUGUUUGGCGCAUGCGCAUUCCCCGCCUCCGGCCGGCUAGCGGCCCGAAGGCGGGGCCGCGCCCCCUGCCCAGCCCCAAGCCGGGCUGCCCGGGCCCGCCUGGCAGCGGAGCAGCGGGAGCGGCAGCAAGGAAGGCAGAGAUCAGCAAGAAGAAUGUGCUUGAUAUUCCACUUCCUAUGGAAGCUGCUGGGCUUUGCUCUUCAUAGCUGAGGUACUGCCAUGGCUGCAGGGGUCUUGCUGCAAAAUGAAUUGCCUUAUUGUUCAUUGGUAAAGAGCAGUGCAUAUCUUUCAACUAUGAGUUCAGGAAAUUCAAGGCGUCCAACCGCAAAAUAUACUAAGGUAGGGGAACGCCUUCGCCAUGUCAUUCCUGGUCAUAUGCAGUGUUCGAUGGCAUGUGGUGGACGUGCUUGCAAGUAUGAAAACCCAGCUCGAUGGAGUGACCAAGAGCAAGCUAUUAAAGGACUUUACUCUUCCUGGAUAACAGAUAAUAUAUUGGCCAUGGCUCGACCCUCAACAGAAAUUAUUGAGAAGUAUAACAUUAUUGAGCAGUUUCAAAGGUGUGACAUAAAAACAGUAAUUAACCUUCAGCGUCCUGGGGAGCAUGCUAGCUGUGGGAAUCCGCUGGAACAAGAAAGUGGCUUUACCUACCUUCCUGAAGCUUUCAUGGAGGAUGGAAUUUAUUUUUAUAAUUUUGGAUGGAAGGAUUAUGGCGUGGCAUCUCUCACUACUAUACUGGAUAUGGUAAAAGUGAUGGCUUUUGCCUUGCAGGAAGGGAGGGUAGCUGUUCAUUGUCAUGCAGGACUUGGCCGAACAGGUGUUUUGAUAGCUUGUUACUUAGUUUUUGCAACAAGAAUGACUGCAGAUCAAGCAAUUGUUUUUGUUAGGGCAAAAAGGCCUAAUUCUAUUCAAACCAGAGGACAGUUAGUGUGUGUAAGAGAAUUCACUCAAUUUUUGAUCCCUCUAAGAAAUGUGUUUGCUUGCUGCGAGCCCAAAGCACAUGCAGUUACUCUGUCCCAGUAUCUGAUCCGUCAGAGGCAUCUGCUCCACGGUUAUGAGAGUAGACAUCUCAAGUAUGUGCCAAAACUUAUUCAUCUAGUUUGCAAGCUGCUGUUGGACUUGGCUGAAAACAGGCAAGUGAUAGAGGAGGAAUUGUUAGAUGUACCAGAUCUCUCUUCUGAAAUUGAAGAGGCUGUUUCUCAGUUGGACUCUACACAGCUAGAUAAAGAGUUAACACGACAGAACAGUGACACAUCAGAGCCAUUCUCCCACUCAGUAGUGGGAAAUGUCACUUUUGAGACCCAGGAUUCUGUUUUCUCCCAUGAACACAAAUAUGAUCCUCUUUGGAAGAGGCGGAAUGUUGAAUGCCUUCAGCCUUUGACUCAUUCAAAAAGACGUCUAAGCUAUAGUGACUCAGAUUUAAGGAGAACUGCAUUUCUCCUGGAACAAGGAGAAACUCCAUGGACAGUGCCUGCACAAGUACCAUUCUUUGACCAACUUAAGCAGCAGAACGCUAGGGAACAUUUUCUCUCUUCAGGCAUUCAAUCUCCUCAGCUGGAUUUAAACAAAGAGGCCUUAGUUCGUAGUACAUUUAUUUUCUGGAGUCAAGGUAAAUUCAGUUUAGAUGGACAAAACAAUUUCUAUACAAAAAAAUCGCCAAAAGAAGUGCAGCGUAGUAAAACCUUUUCCUCAGGUUUUGAACGUGUACACAAUGACAGGGAAGCAAGAACAUCAAAACGUAGUUUUGCAAAGGACAUUGGUCACAGAAAGAAGCGAGAGACUAAUGUAUAUGGCAGAAGAGUUUGUGCAUCUGAGGACUCUGAUAAUUCUGCUUUAGAAGAAGAAUCAUCUAUUGGAUAUGAAAGUCAAGAUAGUAAAGAUCUAUUGGAAGCAGUUCCAUACAUUGUUUUGCAAUCAGAAUUAAGUCUGGACGCAAGAAGAAUUUUGGCAGCUAAAGCCCUUGCAAAUCUUAAUGAAUUUAUGGGCGAGGAGGAAGUGAAACAGAAGGUAGAAAUGUGGCAGAAAGAACUGAAUUCUCGAGAUGGAGCUUGGGAUAGAAUUUGUGCCGAGAGAGAUCCUUUUGUCCUUUGCAGCUUGAUGUGGUCCUGGAUAGAGCAACUAAAAGAACCUGUUAUAACCAAAGAGGAUAUUGACAUGUUGUCAAAAAAAUGCACAGAAUCACCGGAAACUCUUAACUUACUAGCAAAGGAACAAUAUCAGACUAUUCUUUGUAUUUUCCAUUGUGUAGUGAAUUUGCAGACAAUACCAGCUGAUGUGGAGGAAGCCUUACUUACCCGGGCCAUUAAAGCUUUCACUAAGAUGAGUUUGGAUUCUGAAAAUGGACCACAGGUUUACAACACUCUGAGAAAAGUAUUUAAACAAAUACUGGAAGCAAAAAGAAAGGAGGCCAAAAAAGAAACAGAUAACCCCUCUUGAUGUUUACACAGUUAUGCUGGGGACUUCAGUGGUCCUGUCAAAUUAUCUUUCAUUUACCAGCUACAGUAUUUUGUGCUAAUUGGCAUGCAUUGACCAAAUUUUAGUUUUAGUUAAAGAACUUUUUUUUAAAAAGGGAGCUGUAGUGAGCCUUAUUCCAUUUACAGAUUUAAAAGUUGAUAUUUUAAUGAGCCGCUACUGUGUGAUUGUACUGUAGCAUUUGGUUUGAAGAAAUAUGCUUUUAUAUUGUGAACUCUGUUUUAAAACUGUAUUUAUUGAUUUAGAAGUCUCAUUAAUAAGCUAUAUUUUUUUAUGUUAAACAGUUGCCACAAUAUCAGUGCCAUGUUAUACAAUGAUUUAAUGUAUUAAUAUUUAUGUAUUAAUGUUUACAUUAAUGAUAUUUCAUUUUACUUUACAGUGAAUAAAUACUGACAACAUUCUGAUGUAUUUAUUGGGUUCUUUGGAAAUCUUAAAAUGAGAUUAGUUUUAGUAGUAAACAAAUUUGUAGGAAAAAAAUCCUUUAUAAAUAGGCUGUAGUAAGUCACCACAUGUCUUAAUGUUGUUUUCUUGUGUCAAAAAAAAAA
Mauremys reevesii (Reeves's turtle) is the source of this 3016-nucleotide messenger RNA. It is a transcript of the gene PTPDC1, whose product is annotated as protein tyrosine phosphatase domain containing 1. The record is from RefSeq and is a predicted model, not a curated record. The coding region runs from base 222 to 2435 and encodes 737 amino acids. The transcript has 11 exons. Gene Ontology annotation, biological process: cilium assembly; protein dephosphorylation. Lineage: Eukaryota; Metazoa; Chordata; Testudines; Geoemydidae. Gene Ontology annotation, molecular function: protein tyrosine/serine/threonine phosphatase activity.